GAAUUUCACAACUGGUAUCUCCACGCUCCUGCGAGAAAACUGUAAAACACGCGUCCCUGAGAACAAACAAAAUCCUAAGGGCCUAAACCCUAACCCAUUCCGAAAUUAGGGCUUAUGCUUCGUCUCUAAAACGCAAAAUCAAAUUCGUAAAUGGCGGUUUUGGCGGGAAAUAUCAGGUUGACAAUCUCAUCCCAGAUUCAAUGUCGAGUCUUCUUCAUUCCCUGGGUGAAGAAGAACAAUGUCACUGCCAUCACAUGUUUGCAGAGCAGGGACUAUUGUUCAUCAGUUCCGGUUAGGUACUUUCCUAGGAGAUAUUCUAAGAUUGACAAACCAGAAAGUCCUCUGCCAAGAAAAGGUUCCAAGAAAAAUGAAUUUCCUGACUAUUCAGAUGGAAUGCAGAGAAGUUUUGUUUCUGAUGAGGAGAAGUCUCAAAAUCAGGAUCAAAUGUUGAAGAACACCGUGUUGUUUGAUGAUGCUGAACAAGACUAUGAACUCAUGGAAGAGCCUGAGGAGGUUGUUAAAAAGUUCAGCAUUCAUCAAGGGAAGGAUUGUGAACAGGAUGUAUCAUGUGCCAUUAAAGCUAAGCAAGAUGCAGAAAACUUUGCAACCAAGCUACUUGCGACAAGAUCAUUCACAGCUGUUGAAGUGAGAAAGAAAUUGCUGGGGAAGAGAUUUUCACCAGAUACUGUGGAGGCAGUCAUAAAUGAUUUCCAGAGAAGAGGGUUUAUCAAUGAUAGAUUGUAUGCGGAAAUAUAUUCUCGGUCUAGAUGGUCUACUUCAAGUUGGGGACCAAGGCGUAUCAAGCAGGCACUCUUGACGAAAGGAGUAAGUGAAGUUGAUGUGGAGAAAGCAGUAAAACUGGUUUUUGAGGAUGGUAAAUCUGGUGAUCAACAGUCGAGUCUUGGCUUGUCAAAGCUUUCCAUGGAUAAUUUAUUUGUUCAGGCCUCAAAGCAGUGGCUGCGAGGUCGAGAUGUGCCAAAAGAGACAAGGAAAUCAAGGAUAGUUCGGUGGCUUCAGUAUCGUGGGUUCAACUGGGGUGUUGUCAGCACCAUAUUGAAGAAGUUAGAAUCACAGUAUCCUCCCUAGGGCACCAGUUGGAUCUCUUACUUCCAUAGCUUCUAAAAAGUGGGAUGCAGUGCCAUAUUCAUCACUUCACAUGUAAAUUGUGUGAUAUGGACAGGGUUACACUUACACUCUCAAUUGGAACGCGCUGUUCUGGCCAAAAGAAAGUUGGUCCCCAUAGGCCUUACACUCCACACUGCUGCAUCAGCUACCCUAAAGUCAUCUAGGUAGAAUUACCUUACGGACAGCACAGAGAUGCUGUUGGUGGAGUCAAUAUUUUUAUUUCUGGAUGUAUAAAUCCUCAUGUACCAUUGAUAACUCUUAACGAAAUCCAGUUGCUUGUGUGGUGUAUGUAUUUACUCAUUUUGAUAGUAGUUACUGAAGAGUAGUUGAAUGUAGAUUCAAUUCAUAUUUGAAAGCUUCUCUGAAGAUAUAUAAUUGUAAUAUCUGGAAUGUUGUAAGGACCAUCGGAUCAAUUUAAUUCUUGUGUUUACUACAAACAGGUUGGAUAUACUUUCUUUCUUUUUUUCUUCUAAGCAAACAGGUUGGAUAUACAAUACAAAUGACUGAAAUGAGGUGUUAACUAAUCUUCUGGAUCAAGAUAAAACCUCGUUGAAUUGAUCCUUUGUUUUUUCUUCCUUCUUCACUAUAGUAAAUUUAAGGAGAGUAUUGGAAGAAGAGACCCAUAAGCGUUUUCUGAGGUCCAUCUUAAAAGUACUAUGACUCUCAUAAGUAGCUUAGUCAAUUAUAAACAUCAUUCAUCUGUUUUCUUUAUGGG
This is a messenger RNA of Corylus avellana, 1840 nucleotides long. Its product is annotated as regulatory protein RecX family protein. The record is from RefSeq and is a predicted model, not a curated record. Gene Ontology annotation, biological process: regulation of DNA repair. NCBI's taxonomy places the organism in Eukaryota, Viridiplantae, Streptophyta, Magnoliopsida, Fagales, Betulaceae.